This is a messenger RNA of Oikopleura dioica, 1701 nucleotides long. Lineage: Eukaryota; Metazoa; Chordata; Appendicularia; Copelata; Oikopleuridae. The record is from the annotation of a GenBank genome assembly.
AUGAAGCUCCUGACAUCUCUUAGUUCCCUCCUCGCGUCAGCAAAUGCGUGGGAUAAGGGUUCCUGUGAUGAUACAACGCCUGGAAGUUCUUCAAUGAUCUGCAAGAAUUCAUCAAAGUUUGAUUGGAUCGGAAGAGGGGAGCAGAUUCGAUACAGAGAAAUGAUAAAUAGCGAGUACUCCCUGAGCGCUCAGGUCGUGGCCAGGAAAUGGAACUUGCCGUAUUUGAAUAAAGAAGAUGGAUAUGUCGGAAUGCUCAGAUUCGAUCGGACUUACUGUAAGCGAUCGAUUCUCCGAGCAAUCGGCCAAAACAACAUCGUCAUCAACAUUGGUGAUCGAACAAAAGAAAACUACCGGGUAGAAGCCCAGUAUUACGAGCGACCAGCAGAUGAUUCGACAAAGAAAGAAGCGGCGGUUGUUCAAUUUCGAAGAUCAGGAUUCGUUCAGGGCGAAUUUCUCGACCGAGGAAAGGAUCGAUUCUUCGUUUCGAUGCACGGAAUUGAUGAAGAUUCCAACCCGCUAGGAGUUUCACACGAAGAAUUCCAUCAAUGUUUCGCCAAUGUCGGUCUUUUGACGAUGCAAGAAGAUUACAAAGGUUUCGAAAGUGUCGAUUACACAAAGGCUUAUCUUUUCAAGAAAAGGUUCAUCAUCUUUUGGUCAAAUAAUGCUUCUGAUUUCAUAAACGAGAUAAAAUUAAUAUUUUUCUACUACAAUAAUUAUGCACCUUUACUCCAGCGCUACAAUCAGACUCCUGAUUGGAAGGAAGGACCACUUCCAAGGGACACAUUCAUUUUCGGCCUCCAACACAACACAUACCUGUCUUUCCUCAUUUCUGGCGACGGAAGUUCGCGAGUUAGCGCGCCAGUCUUGCCCAAUAUUCACAACACGCUCCUCAAUGCUGGCCAUGCCGUCAUUCGAGGAGAGUUGUACUUCUUUGGAGGAAGCUACAACGUCGGUACAGGCGGGGUGAAUCUUAUCGCGCCUCGAAGGAUUGGAAAACUUGAAGAUUGUCAAUUCAAAGAACUGUCGGUAGCUCUCAGUUUCGACUUCGACGCUCAUGGAGGCUCCGUUCUCGGACUCUCUGAUAAUUCCGGAGCACUUGUUUGCUUUGGAGGACACUGGGACGUGGAUGAAGACAUGAAAAGAUGCACCAUUUUCGAUGUUGAAGGAGAAGCUGUCACGGAAACUUACUCAACAGUAUACGAGCAUCGAAAAUCAUCACUUGCCUACUACAGAGGAAAACCUACAGCAACCUGUGGAAUGAUCGACUCGAAUCACUCGGCUCAUACAAAAGUAGAGACGUUACAUUUUGAAGGCUCCGAUGUUGAAAACGGCUGGUCCAAUCUGAUCGAUCAUCCUUUGCAGCUGCAUUCUCAUUCGUCCGUCGGACUGAGCGACGGAUCCCUGUUGACUAUCGCAGGAAGAGAUCCUCAUGAAUUGUCGAAAGCUAUCUGGAAGCUGUCUGCUGAGACUGGAGAAUGGUCGUACGUCGGAGAUCUUCUCACGCCGGUCGAACUGACAUCAUCAAUUUGGAUCGGCGCGUCUCUCUACGUCUUCUCCGGCAAAACCUUCCAAGAGGAUCUCCCAAUUCAACGAGUGGAUUUUUCCGACAACGAAAUAAGGACGGAAAGGAUUGGAGGCAUGCAGCAACUUAUUCCACGCCCGAUCAUGUUUCUGGCAACUGAAAACUUCUGCACAGCUUAA